Molecule: messenger RNA, 3015 nt
Organism: Trichoderma asperellum CBS 433.97
Lineage: Eukaryota; Fungi; Ascomycota; Sordariomycetes; Hypocreales; Hypocreaceae
Biological process (GO): mitochondrial tRNA 3'-end processing
Cellular component (GO): mitochondrion
Molecular function (GO): 3'-tRNA processing endoribonuclease activity
Source: RefSeq, a predicted model, not a curated record
CUUGAGAUGCAAAUGCCAACCCUGGGCUCGUUUUCCUUGCUGCUUCUCUCCCUCUUUUCCCGCUGAUGGAACCAUGUGUAUCCCGGCGCCUCGUCUACUCUGCAUCAUUUCCACUCCGACAUCAUCUUCUCUUCCAUCCAGCCGGUAGACGGACACGGCGGCUUUCCACCCUUACCAUUGCAGGCAGAAACGCUCCAUCUUAUUGCUACGAUCCUGCAAGACCGCGACAGCUACGGGUGGAAAACCCACUGCUCGCUUCACAUUUACUUCUGCAGCAUUGUUCGAAGAGAUUUUAUUCUAGACUUUUCAAGAAGAGCCACGCCGAUUCGACCACGAUGACAACCACCGUCGAGCUUGCCUCUGUGCCUUCGGCCGAUACUCCAGGCACCUGCAUCUACCUGCAUCAUGACAAGCGCUCGUACGUGUUUGGUCGCGUCUCAGAGGGAACCCAGCGAGCGUUUGGAAGCCGCAAAAUCCACAUGGGAGGGACAGAACACGUCUUUCUCAGCGGCAGUGUCAACUGGGAGCAGCUCGGUGGCCUCUGCGGCUACCUGCUCAGCGUCGGCGGAGCCAUUGAGUCAGCCAAGGAGUUUACGACACAGGAAAACGCCAAGAGAGAACAGAAGGGCCAGAAGCUGUUGAAUAAGACUCUUCAUGCUGGAAUUGCAGUGCACGGCGCGGACAAUUUGUGCCACACGCUGGCGGCAUGUCGGCCAGUCAUCUUUCGACAGCCGAUUUGCGUGCGCACCUACGAGCACAGGACAGAUCCCCGAGCACAAGAUGCGACAAACCUCGAGCCAGAUUGGUCGGACGAUGCGAUCAAGGUCUGGAAGAUUCCUGUACGGAGAGCGCGAUCAAGCAGCCCCCGAAAACGAAGACGCAGCAGCCAGGCGCAAGAUGGGAACUCGGCCAAGGAUACGUCCUCAGAGGAAGACUCCUUCCAACCACGAGCAUCUACAUCCGACCCCGAGGUAGCGAGUGCAAUUGUCGAGAGGAUCAUGUUCAAUGGCAGCCUGAAGAACAGGUCUGUUCUGGUACCGAAGAAGAUACGAGAUCUCAAGCCUACGGAUAAGGCUGCCAUCAUAGAAAAUAGCAAUAUCAGGUUAUACAAGGGCCCAUACGCUGCUGAUGGUGUCGAGUUACCAAAUCCGGACGAUACUGUGUGGCAUUUCCCUGAGCUUGGCGAGAUUGGUGUGGAUGAUAGAAGCGACAACACUCUCGCAAUUAACCACUUCCCUCUUCCUCGGACAACAUACGGCGAGACUUCUAUGAGCUACAUCAUCAAAGCACAUGACCGUAGAGGAAAAUUCAAUGCCCCAGUGGCGAAAUCCCUCGGAGUUAAACCUCAAGACUUUAAGCUGCUGACUGCUGGCCAGAGCGUUCAGGGGAAGGAUGGCCUUGUAACGCCUGAAAUGGUUCUAGGAGAGACUCAGCGGGGAAGAGGUCUCAUUGUAGCGGACAUUGGCAGCCAAGAUUUUAUUGAAUCGUUUAUGGAGCGACCUGAGUGGAAGAAUACAGAGUUAAUGGACAAUAUUGCCGUCAUGUAUUGGAUCGUGGGCCCAGACGCGACUUAUGACCAACGAAUUCAGCAGUUUAUCCGCCAACACCCCAACAUCAAGCACAUUUUAUGCACACAAGAUUCAUGUCCCAACAUGAUCACGCACCCUGGCGCAGCGACUAUCCAGACUAAGCUGCGCCGAAUCGAUCCUGAACGGUUCCCUCUCCUCAAGUUCGAAAACACCGUUCGAUAUCCCGCCCCUCCAGAAGGCUCUUCGAUUGAGCUGGGACGAGCCGGACACAAAUAUCAGCUCAUGCCACGCCUCGUAUUCGAUGAUCAAGCUAUCGCUCCGUUCCCGGAUCUAGUGGAGGCGCAUGAGUCGGUCGACGACGAAGUUCUCAAGAUGGCUGAGGCGGCUCAUGCUGAGGCUACAGACCCUGCCUUCGUGGCACGGAUUGAGGAACAGGAGCUUGAUAUCCCGAACAGAGACGCAGAAAUCAUUCCUCUUGGAACAGGGUCAUCUGUGCCUAGCAAGUACAGAAAUGUCUCUGCUACGCUUAUUCGAGUUCCCGGAAUCGGAAACUACCUGCUCGACUGCGGUGAGGGAACUCUGGGCCAGAUUCGACGUCUCUUUGACGCUGAGGAAGCGGCAGAUAUCCUGCGUAAUAUGCGAUGCAUCGUCAUCAGCCACGUCCAUGCAGACCACCACAUGGGCACUCCUUCGCUCAUCAAGGCAUGGUAUGAGCAAACUCUGAAAGACAACAGCAACGCUACGCUCGCAAUAUCUUGUAUUGGACGUUAUCGGGUCCUGCUAGAGGAGUUGUCCCAGAUCGAAGAUAUUGGGUUCCAUAGAUUGCGAUUCCCUAGCUGCCCCUUUCCUAAGGAGAAGGAUCGCGACUUGACCACCAAGGAAGACCUCGGCGAGGAGAACUUUGGCCUGGCAUCCAUCAAGCGCGUACCCGUCCCCCACUGCUGGCGUUCCUUUGGAACCCAGUUGGAGCUCACAUCCGGUCUCAAAAUCGCCUACUCAGGCGACUGCCGUCCCUCGAAGCUCUUCGCCCAGGAAUGCCGCGGCGCGCACCUCCUUAUCCACGAGUGCACCUUUGGCGACGACAAGCAGGACCACGCAAAGGCUAAGAAGCAUAGCACCAUGGGCGAGGCGCUCGGUGUAGCGCGCGAGAUGCAGGCCCGACGGACGCUGCUGACGCAUUUCUCGCAGCGGUACUCCAAAUCGGACUCGUUGAAGAGGGGUCGUGUCGAGGGGGUCGAGCAUGAUGUGCUGCUAGCGUUUGACUUUAUGGCCGUGAAGUUGGGAGAUUUCCAGAAGGCGGCGUGUUACUUGCCUUCGGUGCAGCGGUUUAUGGAGAAGCUGGCGGAUUAAUUUUGUGUUAAAAGCAUGUAUUAUUAUGAUGAUGGAUGAUGGAUGUGCCACUACUCCCCCCUUUUUUAGUAAUAUAGAUAUUAGACAUGGGAAAUUGAAUAUAGAGUAAGGCAUGCCAAGUUGAAUCAAAGACUUU